CUCUCCUAAUCCUCCAGGCACAGGCAAGGCGCAUCUCAUUAUGAGAGCGUUCUGGCCUUCAGCCAUUCCAUGCUCACUCCGGUGGCCAGAUCAUCCCGGCAUGCUAUAACAUCACCAUCACCUCGCAUCCUGCGUUUCGUAGGAUGUCUACCACUGAUAUCACGACCAUGUGCUGCCGAACACCCUGCCGCACUUCAACCUCAUCUUAGUCGACAUCUAAACCUUUGCACCUUUGCCACCUCUACCAUCCAUCGCCGCCGCUUUCUCAUAUCCGAAGGCCGGACCACAAACCCUCCAGACGUCGAAGCCGAGCAGUCUUCCCACCCUGCGCCCUCGCUGCCUUUCUAUCUUGAAACCGGUUACUCUAUCUUCGCAAAACGCCCAUCCCGCCCAUUCCCUCCACCAUUCAUCUCUCUCCCUUCAGGCUCCUUCUCCGAACCCUUGACCACCCACAACGCCCCCCGCGGCCGUCGCCCCUACGUUAACGGCCAGCCCGUCCGCGGCAUAACUAACGGCGACGACGCCAUCAUCAUAAGCGAUUCUAACUUCAUCGCGGUCGACGAUGGCGUAGGGGCGUGGGCUCAAAAAGAACGAGGCCACGCCGCCCUCUGGUCCCGCCUGAUUGCGCAUUUCUGGGCUCUCGAGGUCGAAAAGUCAUUUCAGAGCGGAAAAGAAGUCGCCCUGGAGGAUCUGAACCCAAGACAAUACCUGGAAGAUGCCUACGAACACACCAAGGAAGCCACGAGGGGUACGCUGAAGGAUCAGGACAUCGAGCAACUAGAUGGUGAGGACAUAACCAAGUCCAAAUCCACGUCCGGAGAAUCCACCUCUUCUCCGUCCACGCAGGAGGCCGAAGAGCAAGACAAACCUGGCGAGAACGACAUCCUCGGCACGACGACCGCCUCCUCCGCUCUUUUGCACCACACCACCUCCACAGUCCCCAAACCAGUCAUCCUCGCCACAACCCUGGGCGACUGCAAGGUCCUCAUCCUGCGGCCCACCAUGCCGUUCUCCAAGGCCGUCCUGUACCGCUCUGUCGAGCAAUGGCACUGGUUCGACUGCCCACGCCAACUCGGGACCAAUUCCCUCGACACGCCUCUCAAAAACGCCGUCACCGACACCGUCGAGGUCGCACCGGGCGACAUCGUGGCCGUCCUGUCUGACGGCGUAACCGACAAUCUAUGGGAACACGAGAUCGCCGAGACCAUUUGCGCGUGCAUGGGCAAGUGGGCCGAAGGUCAGGACGAGGCGCGCGACGGGGUCGUCUACGUUGCACGCACUCUGAUGAAUGCCGCGAGGGAGGUCGCGCAGGAUCCGUACGCCGAGAGUCCGUACAUGGAGCGCGCUCUCGAUGAAGGUCUCGCUGCCGAGGGCGGGAAGUUGGAUGAUAUUAGUGUUGUCUUAGGCGUCUGUCGGAAAAGAGAGUGAGUUCCGGUCUUGCGUCCGCACUAGUGAGGACCGCGAAGCAUGUUGGAUAUGGGGCGUGGUCUACGGCUGAUAUAUCGCGGCAAGUGAGAUCUAGCCAUCGGACUAUUGGCACGCGAGAAUACGGCGUGGAACGAUCAUGUUGGCGAUUUGCUACAUCGCAAGAUGCUUCACACAUGCUAGCUAUAUUCCGUGGUUUCAUGAAAUGAAUGUUUGGGCGUUGUGGAACUUCUAUUGGAAAAUCGAUACGCAUGUCUCUGUGGAAGAUUUUGGCAUCAUAACCAGGAUCAGAGAUCUCAUCUGGUAUCACCUUAACAUAGAUACGAGGCAUGUAAAGGAUCGCUCGACCCCCUAUGCACAUGCAGGCGAAUGGGCGAGAUCUCAAGGCGGGAUCUCAAACAACAAAUUCCAGAACUUUUUCUACA
This is a messenger RNA of Exophiala xenobiotica, 1850 nucleotides long. RefSeq lists its product as uncharacterized. The transcript has a single exon. NCBI's taxonomy places the organism in Eukaryota, Fungi, Ascomycota, Eurotiomycetes, Chaetothyriales, Herpotrichiellaceae. The record is from RefSeq and is a predicted model, not a curated record. Bases 70 to 1428 code for a protein of 452 amino acids.